Durio zibethinus is the source of this 2929-nucleotide messenger RNA. NCBI's taxonomy places the organism in Eukaryota, Viridiplantae, Streptophyta, Magnoliopsida, Malvales, Malvaceae. The record is from RefSeq and is a predicted model, not a curated record.
CCCAAGAUAUUUUAGUUUCUUAGCUCUUAAGGUUUUAUCAGCUUUUUAUUGUUUAAACUAUUCUGUGGCGCUUCUUCAAUUUGCUUGUCUGUACGCACCCAACCCUGCUCUUUUCGUACUAUAUAUUAUGAUAUGAUAUCACCUCGCUUCGUUUCUCCGUCACAACCCUAAAGGCAAAGGCAAAGGCAAAGCAAAAAACCAGACAUAAAGCUGAGAACUUUUCAUUCAUUCGUACAUUGGAAGAGAAUCUCAGCCCUAAAAAGGCCUUUUUUUUUUCUCAUGCCAUAAUCGUUUCACAACUACAAGGCCUCUUCAUUUCACUCUCCUGGAAGGAAGAGAAACACUAAAAAUCGGAUCCCUUUUUUGGUUGCUUGGUUCUUGCAUCAAAUGGCGGAGUCAAGGAGGUGCAUUUCCAAAGCAGAGCUUGAAAACCACAAAAAACCAGGAGAUCUGUGGAUCGCUAUACAUGGCAAGAUCUAUGAUGUCACGGAAUGGAGUCACGACCACCCUGGAGGGGCACUUCCAUUGCUGAAUCUGGCUGGCCAAGAUGCCACCGAUGCGUUUGUAGCCUUUCAUCCAGGCUUAGCUUGGCAAUAUCUUGACAAGUUCUUUACUGGGUACUAUCUAAAAGAUUACUCUGUCUCGGAGGUAUCCAAGGAUUACAGAAAACUUGCUGCCGAGUUUUCAAAGAUGGGUCUUUUCGAAAAGAAAGGACAUGGAACAUGCUUUUCACUUUGCUUCAUAGCAUUGUUUUUUUGGGUCAGUGUUUAUGGUGUUUUAUGCUGUAACAGCGCAUGGGUGCAUCUCUGUUCUGGCGGGUUAAUGGGGUUCUUGUGGAUUCAGAGUGGGUGGAUGGGACAUGAUUCUGGCCAUUACCAGGUUAUGUCUAGCAGAAAAUUCAACAGAUUUGCUCAGAUCCUUACUGGGAAUUGCCUUGCAGGGAUCAGUAUUGGUUGGUGGAAAUGGAACCAUAAUGCUCAUCACAUUGCUUGUAAUAGUCUUGAUUUCGAUCCAGAUCUUCAGCACAUGCCUUUAUUCGCGGUAUCUUCAAAGCUUUUUAAUUCGCUUACAUCUUAUUUCUAUGAAAGGAAGAUGAAUUUUGAUUCUGUUGCUAGGUUCUUGGUUAGUUACCAGCAUUGGACAUUUUAUCCUGUAAUGUGUUUUGCUAGGAUUAAUCUAUUUGCACAAUCCUUCCUAUUGUUGUUUUCUAAGAGGAAGGUACCAAAUAGGGGUCAGGAGAUUUUGGGGCUUCUUGUUUUCUGGACUUGGUAUCCUCUACUUGUUUCUUGCUUGCCUAAUUGGGGUGAGAGAUUGAUGUUUGUGGUUGCCAGCUUUGUUGUUACUGGAAUUCAACACAUUCAGUUCUGUUUAAACCAUUUCUCAUCGAGUGUUUAUGUUGGGCCGCCUAGUGGAAACGAUUGGUUUGAGAAGCAAACUGAUGGGACACUUGAUAUAUUGUGCUCAUCCUGGAUGGAUUGGUUUCAUGGUGGUUUGCAGUUCCAGAUUGAGCACCAUUUGUUUCCAAGGAUGCCUCGGUGCCAUCUCAGGAAAAUUUCCCCAUUCGUUAAGGAGCUAUGCAAGAAACACAAUUUACUAUACAAUAGUGCAUCAUUUUGGAAGGCAAACGCAAUGACGAUUGGAACUCUUCGAUCAGCAGCAUUGCAGGCUAGGGAUCUCAGCAACCCAAUUCCAAAGAACUUAGUCUGGGAAGCAGUUAAUACUCAUGGGUGAGAUGAAAAAUGUGCUGCUCUCUAAGUUUUGUUGCUGGAGUUAUUUUGUCCUGCCAUGAACUGGGUAUAAUAACUUCAUUUCAAUUCAGAGGGUGCUUAUCCUUGGUUUCAAUGGAAUAAUAAUCAUCUUUGUCAUUGCUUGUAGGCUUCAAUUAUUUAUAGUUGAGCUGCAUGUUUAUGAUAGAGCUUUUAUGACUAGAUCUUAAAAGUUGCUUACUGAUUCCUGUAGGCUGAUAAAAAUUUUCCUCUGUUCAUGCUCUUAAGUAACUGCCAGUACAUUAGUUGGAUGUAAAAUAUUGCAUUUAAUUUUGUUGUUUCUUUUGAUAGUAUACUUUUAUGGGGCUAUGUUCUUUUCUCUAUGAUUGUUUGAGAUUUUGUAUGGAUGUAACAUUUGAUGGUUUUUAGGUCAAUUUGGAAUAUGAAGAUCUGUCCUUUUCCGGACAAUUCUCUCUUGUUGCAUUUCCUGAUACAUUUUUUCUCUUCAUAAUGCUGAUGGUUUUUGUUUCGACAGGCAGAUUGCAGAUCCUUAUUAUUCAAUCAGACUAAAAUGCCUUUCAAAUUUGUUUGCUCUAAAAAGGUUUUCCUCUUACUGGUUGUCAAUUGUUGUAUCAUUCAACCUAAUUUUCCCACCUGGCAAGUUCUGAUUUGCUUUUUCCAUCAAUAAACAGACAAUUUAUUUUGGACAAUUCGACCUUGAAACCAGCAUUGCCAGCCUAGAAUGAGGACCCCUUCUCUUUAGUUGCCAAUCUGGCUCCUCUAAAUGCAAUGAGCCACAUGAGUUUAGUUGCCAAAAAGGAGGGCUCUGAAGCCUUGACAGGAGCCAGGGAAAAACACUGUUAGAUGAGUGAUUACUAAUUGGUGGUAGAGAGGACCCAAACCCAAUCCUCCACCCUUCAACAGACAUCUCACAUCUGUGACUGUGAGCAGUGGUUUACAUUGGAGUGAUGGGAUAGUUUUUGGACAGUAGAAUAAACAACAAAAGGGAUCUCAAGCAGGCUAUUUUCACAAUGGAUACUCGGUAAUGCUUGGCUUGGUUCUUGAAACAGCUGUAACCUAACCAUAAUCAUAGUUAGGUUGAAGGCUAGGCAUGUAGUAGCAGUUAUUCUCUUCCACACUUGGAAACAUAUAGGCUCACGUGAUACUUGGACCAUUUGCAGUCCAAUAAAUACCAUGAUAAAUGAUACUAUUGGCACAUGCGG